Labeo rohita (rohu) is the source of this 1766-nucleotide messenger RNA. RefSeq names its product zinc finger, CCHC domain containing 10 (gene zcchc10). The record is from RefSeq and is a predicted model, not a curated record. Bases 65 to 553 code for a protein of 162 amino acids. Gene Ontology annotation, molecular function: nucleic acid binding; zinc ion binding. Lineage: Eukaryota; Metazoa; Chordata; Actinopteri; Cypriniformes; Cyprinidae. The transcript is spliced from 4 exons.
GCGCACUUUAUUUUUCCAGGCUCGACAUUAAACCGGACGACAGACUCGCACGAUCGCAUCCAAAAUGGCGACUCCCAUGCAUAGAUUGAUCGCUCGAAGACAAGCGGAGGCAAACAAACAACAUGUUCGCUGUCAGAAAUGUCUAGAAUAUGGACACUGGUCUUAUGAGUGCACUGGGAAAAGAAAGUAUCUUUAUAGACCUUCCAGGACAGCGGAGUUGAAGAAAAAGCUAAAAGACAAGGAGAACAAUCCUUCGGAAGAUCUGGGAGCUGGAAUAAUACCACGCGGUGAGAAAAAAGCAAAGAAGAAAAGGUCCUCCUCCAGUUCCAGCAGCAGCAGUAGUGAUUCGUCCAGUUCUUCCAGCGACUCUUCCUCGGACAGCAGCGAUUCCUCGAGCUCCUCAUCCUCGUCUGAAGACAGCAGCAGUGACAGCGAAGACAGUUCCAGCCCUUCCUCCUCUUCCUCCUCAUCUUCCUCCAGUUCUGACUCUGAUUCCGAUUCCUCAAGCAGUUCUGAUCAAGGCCCGCCAAAGAAGAGAAAAAAGAAGAAAUGAGCUUCCAGUUCAUCUGAUUCAAAUACAGAACUCGUAUCAUAUACAUUGACAGUACAGAAAACACUCUGGUAUUGAAUAUGUGAGAGGGAAGUCAUGUAUGUAAAGAAAAUGAGAGGUGUAUAUUAAUAUUGUCAUCAUUCUUUUGUAAAAUGUGAAAAUCAAACAUCCACUGUUACAUUUACAUAGUACAACUUUGUUUUCUCUCUAUAGCGGAGUGCAGCCAUGUCUCAAGCUGUUAAAAUACUGCAAUGAUUUAUUCAUUCAUACUAAUACCAUCUUUUUUUUUUUUUCAUCUUUUUGAUCAUAAAUUCUUUUUUUUUUAAAGAAUGACAAUUAAGAGGCUAAGGCAUAUUAACAUGGUCUUAAUUUUAAGAUGGUCUUAUGAAAUAAACAGAUUUCUUACAGAAAGAAAUGUACCUAUUGUGAGAUAUGAUGUAAAUGCGUAAUUAUCAGUAUCAAAUAAUCUGUUGAAAUUUAAUCGCAUCUAAAAUUAUUUUUGCUUACAUAUGUGUGUUAAAUACAUACAUGUAUGUGUGUGUAUUUAUAUGUAUGCAUAAAUAUACACAGUGUAAGCGCACAUCAUCACGAAUAAUCUAUUUGACAUGUUUAAUUUAUUUAUAUAUAUUUAAUCUAUUUUAUAUAUGAAAUAUAUCUAAUCUAAAUUAUAUGCAAGUAUAAAUAUAUAUACAUAUUUUUUAAAAUACAUACAUGUGUAUUUAUAUAUGCAUACUAAAUACACUACACACACAUAGCAUGUAAAUGUAAACUUUUAUUUUGGAUGUGAUUAAUCGUGAUUAACCGUUUGACAGCCCUGUCAUGUUUAUACUGUAGUAUAUGCCAUCUAUAAUAACGAUUUAGUUAUUGUGUCAAAGGAACAUACAAGGAAUUAAUAUUUGAGAUAUUUUGUGUAUUUAUAUAUAUAUAUAUAUAUAUACAUAAAUAUACACAGUACACGCACAUAUCAUCGCGAUUAAUCUAUUUGACAGCCCUAAUGAAAACAUUAAGAAUUAGGGCUGUCAAAUGAUUAAUCAUAAUUAAUUACAUCCAAAAUAAAAGUUAAUGUUUACUUAUUAUGUGUGUGUACUGUGUAUAUUUAUUAUGUAUAUAUAAACACACACAUACAUGUAUAUAUGACCAUGGACCAUAAAACCAGUCAUAAUUGUCAAUUUUUUGAAAUUGAGCUUUAUACAUCAUCUGAAAGCUGAAUAAAUAA